GGACGCGGCGCCAUGGCGGAGCUCGGCGCUCACCUCACGGCCGCCUCGGCCGGCGAUGACCGCCCCUCCAUCUUCGAGGCGGUGGCCCAGGACAGCCUGAUGGCCGCCGUGAAACCCGCUCUGCAGCACCUGGUGAAGGUGCUUGCCGAGUCCAAUCCUGGCCGAUACGGCUUCCUCUGGCACUGGUUUGAUGAGAUCCACGUCCUCCUGGAUUUGCUGCUCCAGCAGCACUACCUGGCCAGAUGCAGUGCCUCCUUUUCUGAAAACUUCUAUGGCUUGAAGAGGAUCUCAGUAGGAGGUUGCAGACAGCAGUCUCUGGCCACUGCUGGCCUGCCAAAGAGGCAGCACUGGAAGUCUCUCCUCCUGCUGGUUCUUGUUCCUUACCUAAAAGGAAAACUAGAGAAGCUGGUGUCCAGCCUGAGGGAAGAGGAUGAGUACUCCAUCCAUCCUCCAUCAUCAUCAUGGAAACGCUUUUACAGAGCCUUUCUAGCUGCCUACCCCUUUGUAAACAUGACCUGGGAGGGCUGGUUUCUGAUCCAGCAGCUGUGUUAUAUCCUUGGGAAAGCUCAGCAUCAUUCCCCCAUGCUGCGGCUGGCUGGUGUUCGCCUGGUCAGACUGACUGCAGAGGAUCUCCAGGCUCUGGAGACAAAAUUGCCUGGAGCCACCUCGGGUCGAACACACAGCAUCAAAGCACAAGUGCAGUCGGCAGUGAGGAAAGCGCUGGCUGGCGUUGCCUUCUCCCUGUCCACCGGGCUGUCCGUCAGCGUGUUCUUCCUCCAGUUCCUGGACUGGUGGUACUCCUCAGAAAACCAAGAGACCAUCAAAUCUCUGACAUCACUCCCGACUCCUCCACCCCCUGUGCACCUGGAGCAGGGGGCUGGCUCAGCUCUCUUACCCAGACUGAAGACCGUGUGCCCUCUGUGCCGCAAAAUCCGCGUCAACGCCACGGCCCUGGCCACGUCCGGCUUCGUCUUCUGCUACCGCUGCAUCUACACCUACGUGAAGGCUCAGCAGCGCUGCCCCAUCACGGGCUACGCCACAGAGCUGCAGCACCUUGUCAGACUCUACUCUCCUGAGAGCUGAAAGGCCUGCCCCCUGCUUCAGGGGGAUACGUGUCUGGGUAGCAGUGAGCCUAAACUCACCCCAUCUUAUGGCCCAUAGAGGAUUCCUGACCACUGCAGCUUGUCUGAGUUCUAAAGCUCCUUUGAGCUUGGUGAUAUGUCAGAGUUUUGCUGCCUUUGUGAAUUCUGGAGCGAGGCUCUCCCCUUUGUUUUAUCAGCUGUUCCAACAGCCUGUGACAGCUUCAGAGGGACUGGACAGCCACAGUUUGUCAUCUGGUACAGAAAUGCCUUCAAAGACCAAAGGAAAGGGAAGAAACAAGGAUUUGGAUAAGAAGAAUGCAGAUGUGAGGAUCAAAGAGCAUCACUGGUUCAAGUCCUGCUCCAGGGCAUGAGCCAGCACAUUAAAGAGGUAGGGACAAUUCUGAGGCGAGUUCCUGUCCUUUAGGAGCUCCCCAGGCACUCGUGCUGCCCGGGGCAAGCUCCAGCACUAGAACUUGUCAAGGAGAUAAAGAUGGGCUUAAACUUCUCUGAUCCUGCUAUUCUUGGGUCUCCCUGCACUUUCAGGCUACUCACCUUUGAAUUGAGAACAUCACACUCUUAAUUCCCAUCAACAGUUCUAAAUUCAGGCUUUGGAGUGGUUAAAGAACAAGAGGUGUGUUCAAACCAGAUCCAACUGGGAGGUUACUUUUCUGCACGAGGGAGAAAAACAGCAAACCAGACCAAAGCAGCAACUGUGGCAAAUGAAUGCAGUUGCUUUGUGUUAAAUAAGUCUUUGAAUCUGUUAUGAUGUGUUUUUAUAAAGCAAAAUUCUUUCUCGA
This is a messenger RNA of Colius striatus (speckled mousebird), 1879 nucleotides long. It is a transcript of the gene PEX12, whose product is annotated as peroxisomal biogenesis factor 12. Gene Ontology annotation, molecular function: ubiquitin-protein transferase activity; zinc ion binding; protein binding. The record is from RefSeq and is a predicted model, not a curated record. Gene Ontology annotation, cellular component: peroxisomal importomer complex; peroxisomal membrane. Lineage: Eukaryota; Metazoa; Chordata; Aves; Coliiformes; Coliidae. Bases 13 to 1083 code for a protein of 356 amino acids. Gene Ontology annotation, biological process: protein import into peroxisome matrix; protein monoubiquitination. The transcript has 3 exons.